AAUCAAAAUGUGGAACUGAUAAAAAAUCGUUUCAUUAGGCGUUAGUUCAAACGAUAACACAGCUACGGAUAAUGUUACUUAAAAUUAUUUUCCUGUCCGAUUAUUCUAUUUGUAUAAAAAUUGUAUUAAGUGCGUCGCGGAAACAUUUAGGCACAAAUUAAAUGGUGCAUUUCUCAUGUAUUAGUGUUGUGUUAUUUGAAAAUAGUAAUGAUAUUUCUAAUGAGCGAAGCUUAUCUGGUGUGAAAGGUUAUUUUUGUAUCUAACACCGGUACGUUCAGUUCAUUUCUAGUGCAAGUCGUAAACAACCGGAUUGUUCCGUAAUAGAAAAUAAAUAUACCCUCAAUAUUAAGUGUACGUGAUAUUGUUGGUUGAAGUAGUGUUGAUUAGAAACAUAGUUUUUCUUAUAAAUUUUUCUUGUACUUUAUUUAAACAAUAGCACUCUGCUCGUUUGUGUGUGCACUACUCAUACUCAUGUCAACUUCAAAUACAGUUCGGCAUAGAAAGAGGGCGGAGAAUUAUGACAGUAAUCAAAAAAAUAUCACUAAGCAGAAUGGUGAUGUUGAUUCAGAGUUUACGACCAGGGAGUCGCCACUGACGGUUCUUAUAGACAAUUCUCCACAUAUAAGAGCCCUGUACCAUAUUUUCGUAGUCAUUUUGCUGAUGCUGCUGUUCGACACCAUGAUUUAUGACCUUGUGGAAAGAGGAAAAAUAAAUAUUGGGUUAAAUGUGAUUAUCUCCGGUUUUGGCGACAUAAAAAGAGGAGCUUUACUCUGGCUGUUUGAAUUCGCUGUUGUCCUUGCAUUUUACCCGGCUUUAAGAAUAUACGCGGCGGCGAGGAAACUAUUUCGCAAAAAUACAGGUGUUCGUGACAGUCUAUCUAAACUGGGGGUUAUUGGUUUGAUCGCCGUGGAAAUGGUAUUAAUCGGGGUACCCAUUGUGGACUUGGGAAGGAGACAUCUAGCGUUGGCAUCUUCGGCAGUUGUAACAUGUGAAAUGUUCAGAUUCUUAAUGAAAAUUCAUGCAGUAGCGAUAGCGUGCGCUCCCUAUGGUGAAAACGAGAGUCCAGCGCUACCGACCUUCAAGCAUUAUAUUUACUUCUUAUUUGCACCCACGCUCGUUUAUAGAGAUCAUUAUCCAAGAACAAAGACAAUAAGGUGGGCCUUCGUACUAUUUCACUUCCUCGAAGUUGCCGCAAUAAUUUUAUACAACAGCUUCCUCUGGGAACGAUUCAUAUUACCUUACUGGUCUGAUUAUGGAAGACAAAGCAAGGUGGAAGCCGGUUUGGUAGUUCGUGGAAUGUUCGCUUGUGUACUUCCAGGAUUUAUAUCAUUUCUCUGCGGUUUCUACUGUGUUCUUCAUGCGUGGCUAAAUGCCUUCGCUGAGAUGCUCAAAUUUGGAGACAGAUUAUUUUACGAGGAAUGGUGGACUACCUCUCGUUUCUCACACUACUACAGAGCAUGGAAUCGCGUUGUACAUUCUUGGCUGAGAGACCACAUUUACAAGCCACUGGCGCCACGUGCCGGUCGAGCCAUUUCCACAUUCAUCGUAUUUUUUGUUUCAGCAGUGGCCCACGAAAUAAUAUUGGCCUUAUCCUUUGGAUUCUUCUACCCUGUUUUGUUAAUGGAAUUUGGUGUAUUCGGACUGUUGAUGUUACCACUCACCGCAAGCAGUGGAAGGCGUUUUCCUAAUGCAUUCAAUUUAAUAAUGUGGCUCUCAUUUUUCUUUGGAAACGGACUUCUCUGGAGUCUCUAUUCAAUGGAAUACUUCGCUCGAAAAAAUUGUCCACCCUCACAAAGCGACAGUUUUUUCAUACCAAAAUCAUGGUCAUGCCCGGAAGUGGUACUUAAACCGGAUUGGACAUUCCAAAAUCCUUUAAGUGUCCUAUAUUGACAAAGGUUGUAUAUGGGCCAAUUUAGCGUUGAUAGCUUUAAUAGUACAAUGAUUUAUUGUAAUUUUGAUAUUGCAUAUUAAUAAAAAAAAAAACCGUAUGAUAAUACUUAUUUUUUAUUUAAUAAUAAAUUUAUAUUUUGAAUGGAA
Bombyx mori (domestic silkworm) is the source of this 2037-nucleotide messenger RNA. RefSeq names its product sterol O-acyltransferase 2. The record is from RefSeq and is a predicted model, not a curated record. NCBI's taxonomy places the organism in Eukaryota, Metazoa, Arthropoda, Insecta, Lepidoptera, Bombycidae. Gene Ontology annotation, biological process: cholesterol metabolic process. Gene Ontology annotation, cellular component: endoplasmic reticulum membrane. Bases 472 to 1890 code for a protein of 472 amino acids. The transcript is spliced from 10 exons.